Messenger RNA from Colletes gigas, 2096 nucleotides. RefSeq lists its product as uncharacterized. The coding region runs from base 464 to 2071 and encodes 535 amino acids. The record is from RefSeq and is a predicted model, not a curated record. Lineage: Eukaryota; Metazoa; Arthropoda; Insecta; Hymenoptera; Colletidae. The transcript has 2 exons.
UACAUUUUGUUACAAGCAUACCGAAGCGAAAAGUUUAAAUAAAAAUACAUGUAAUUAACGGAAUAAUUUCAAUUAAUUACACUCGUCGUAGUAGCAUCGAAAUUUUGUAUUUCACCUAAAUUUGGGAGAUGUUUUGCUUUUAACGGCCGUACCGUAUCCUUUCAAACCAUUCAAGUCACAAGCAUUAAUAAACACGUGUGCACAAUUAUCGCAUAAUUAUCCUACUUUUGUGAAUUAAAAAUAACAAAAUUACAAGCCGGAUAAUCACAGGGAAUAAAUAUUAAGAAAUUUAUUAAGAAAUUUAUACCCUCGUCGAUGAUUCUUUGCUCAUUUAGCAGAUUUCGACACGGCUGUGUUUGAAGGUUAUGUUUUUAAAAUUUUUAUAAUCGCGUAGUGUUAAUCUUUUAAGUAGAAGCUUCACGAGUCUCAUAAUUUUUUUUAUUCCGUCACCACUCUUCUCGUGAUGUCAGAUACAACGUUCUUUGCUAAGCCAAAAGUUAGAUUUUGUCAAACCGAUGCCAGUAAAUUAAAAACAGAGAGAUUAAAAUCCUCGACGGAUCAAAAGGACACUGUCCAGUCGAAUAAACCAAAAAUCAGAAGUAUCGUAACGCUAAAGAAGCCUGUUAUAUUAAUGAAAUCAAAGAAACCAUCUAGCGAUCAAGAAAACAAUUUUAAAUCUACCGAUAAUGCACGAAAGACUGAAUUAUCAAUGUUAGAUAAUAACGCAUGUUCUCCCCGUAUGGAUCAAAGUACGUCUUGUUCGACCGACACUCCUGUUAAGACAGAAACUAUGAAACCUUUAAGCGAUGCUAAUAAUAUUCAAAUUGUAAAAGUAAAUUCCAAGGACCCUGAUAAAACCAAGGUUUCUAAUAAAAUUUCAAGUAUUAUAAUCUCUCCUGCAUCUCCCGUCGCGCAAGAUGAAAAUUCAAAUAAAUUAAAAACUCACGUCAAAACUCAUAUCACAAAGAAAGAUUGCGUAAACAGUAAAAGGGGAAAAGAAAACGAUGCAUUAGUAGCUAAAAAAGAUAUCAAGAAUAAAGUUCCAAGUAUUAUAAUCUCUUCUGCAUCUUCCGUCGCGCAAGAUGAAAAUUCAGAUAAAUUAAAAACUCACGUCAAAGCUCAUAUUACAAAAAAAGAUUGCAUAAACAGUAAAAGGGGAAAAGAAAACGAUGCAUUAGCCGCUAAAAAAGAUAUCAAGAAUAAAAUUCCAAGUAUUAUAAUCUCUUCUGCACCUCCCGUUGCGCAAGAUGAGAAUUCAAAUAAAUUAAAAACUCACGUCAAAGCUCAUAUCACAAAAAAAGAUUGCGUAAAGAGUAAAGGAAAAGAAAACGAUGCAUUGGUCGCUAAAAAAGAUACCAAGAAUACAUUUUGUAAAACUAAGUCCUGUCCUGCUGUUCCUAAUAAAAAAAAUUCAACAAAUUCGAAACUAAAUACAAAAUCUACUGCGACUAAUGUUAUGCCUUGCCAUAAGUACAAUAAAGUUUCAUCGAGAAUUAAGAUUUGCGCAGUUAAAAAGACUGUUGUACGUGACAUAAAUGGUCCUAAAAUCAAACCCGAUAUUGGUCCAGGCAUACAACACAAAAAACAAAUCGACAUUAAGACUGCGGAAACAAAUGAAAAUGCUCAAACGAAACCGUGCACUUCUGGUGAGAAACUAGCACGGCCAGAGUACAAUUCGAUUAUGUGUACGAUCAAUAAAUUAAAGGAAAUGAAGAAGCAAAAGUUUGUGACCGAUAUCGAACAUCUACCAGCUACCUAUAAAAACCUUAUAAAUGGAAAGAUUUCUAGUGCCUUGGACUUCCCCCUCGAAGAAGUUGUUUAUAAAAAUUUGGUGGACUUGUCCGUAGACGACAAGCAAUUGCCAAGCAGAUUGACUCGUAGCAAAGAUCCAGAGCCAAGGCAAAGAGACACCGUACCGAUACUUUCUGACUUCUUUACACCUGAGUCUACCGAAGAGUAUUGCACGCCUAUUUCUACCAAGCCGAGAACACCAGAAACUAUAGAUAAUUGGAGCGCAUUCAGAGUAAGCGACAAGAUAUUCGAAUGGAAAGACAUUUUGGACCACGUGUAAUACAGUUGUCCACGCUUUCGCACAC